Messenger RNA from Cotesia glomerata, 1252 nucleotides. RefSeq names its product solute carrier family 25 member 35-like. The record is from RefSeq and is a predicted model, not a curated record. The transcript is spliced from 5 exons. Lineage: Eukaryota; Metazoa; Arthropoda; Insecta; Hymenoptera; Braconidae. Bases 164 to 1135 code for a protein of 323 amino acids.
AUUAUUUGAUUGGUGAUGUCGAUAAAAAUAAAUUGAGAGGAGAAAAUAAUAAUAACAAAAAAAAUCUUGUACGUCAUCACAAUAAAUACAUAUUUUAUUCAGUUGUCAACAUCUGCAGGCUACACACGUGGUUUAUUAAUUUAUACAAUAACAACUGAGUAAAAUGACAGAGAGAAUAAAAAAUAAGCCACUUGGUGCAGAAUUUGUCUUGGGAGCGGCGUCAGCAGUCGGGGCUGGAAUUUUCACCAACCCGAUAGAUGUAAUUAAAAUAAGACUUCAACUUCAAGGAGAGUUAGAAGCCCGAGGAUCUUAUAAAAAGUAUUACAAAAACACCUUUCAUGCCGGAUACAUGAUAGUAAAGCACGAAGGGAUUCGAGGAUUGCAGUCAGGAAUAGCUUCAGCUCUGGCGUUUCAAGUUGUCCUCAAUGGCAUUAGAUUAGGGUCGUACAAAAUAUCGCGUACUUAUGGAAUCACUGUAAACGAGGAUGGACAGACGGAUAUCGUGAGCACCGCGUUAGUCAGUGGAUUAGCAGGGUGCGUUGGUGCCGUUUUAGGAAGUCCAUUUUACUUGGUAAAGACACAGAUACAAGCUCAGACAGCUGAAACGUCAAUAGCUGUUGGGUUUCAACACGGUCAUGCAAGUGAAUGGUCAGCGUUUCAGUCACUUUGGAGAGAAGCUGGAUUAGCUGGACUUUAUCAACGAUGGUACGCAAAUAUUCCUCGGGUAUUUGUUGGAUCUGCUACUCAGUUAACAGCAUUUAGUUUAGUUGGGGAUUGGCUCAAAACUUUUAGUAUAUUUAAUGGACAUCCUUUGAUGUUAACAUUUUGCUCAGCAGUUAUUGGCGGUAGUUCGGUUGCACUGACAAUGCAACCUUUUGAUGUAGUCGCUACGAGACUUUAUAAUCAAGGUUCCGAUUCUAAAGGACAAGGAAUAUUGUAUAAAAAUUUUUUAGAUGCAAUAAUUAAAAUAAGUCGCACUGAAGGAUUAUAUGGAUUAUAUAAAGGAACGUUUCCUACGUGGAUGAGGAUUGCUCCACAUACUGUCUUGUGUUUAUGUUUUUAUGAACAUCUAGAGAGGUUUUAUGAUGAGCUAAUCGCUAAAAAAAGUAUACCUUUACUCACUGAAAAACUUUAGUUUACUAUAAAUCUUUAGUUUUAUUCAGGGAUUAAAUUAUUUAUAAUAUUUAAUAAUAGAAAUAGAAAAGAGUAUUUAAUAAUUAAUUUAUUUAUUUCAAUUUACCAGUAAAAGUAA